AUGUUGUCGAGUACAUUAACAGCAUUUGGAGCUGUUGUGUCAAUUGCUCGGUGGAGUCUACGUGAACUACUUCCAUUGGUCGAGCUGACGCUAGACCGAAUAGAAUCGCAGAUCGUUCUGGAUCCACUUUCAAUCCUCCUCCAUACUUGUUCAGGUAGAAGACGACGACAGGCCUGUUCUUUCGAAAUACAUUUUAACAAUGACGAGUACAAUACAUGCUGUUUUUCCUUAAUUACAAUUCCUAAGAUGGAUCGAUAA
This is a messenger RNA of Necator americanus (New World hookworm), 258 nucleotides long. RefSeq lists its product as uncharacterized. Bases 1 to 258 code for a protein of 85 amino acids. The transcript has 2 exons. The record is from RefSeq and is a predicted model, not a curated record. Lineage: Eukaryota; Metazoa; Nematoda; Chromadorea; Rhabditida; Ancylostomatidae.